Molecule: messenger RNA, 1293 nt
Organism: Boeremia exigua
Lineage: Eukaryota; Fungi; Ascomycota; Dothideomycetes; Pleosporales; Didymellaceae
Product: PAF acetylhydrolase family protein
Exons: 2
Coding region: 181-1293 (370 amino acids)
Molecular function (GO): 1-alkyl-2-acetylglycerophosphocholine esterase activity
Source: RefSeq, a predicted model, not a curated record
CUCAAUUCAACUACGAAAGAUCUAUCUUGAACCUGGACAAGCUCGUAUACUACUAACCCAAAACAGCUUCAACACCAGAUAUAUAACUCCUGGUGGCUAUCUUCUCACUGAACGACUUGUCAUCACAUUGGACACCUCUUUCGUCGGUGAAUUCGAAGCGUCACAAAGAGACUCAAGAAAAUGCAUUUUAAGAUUUCGUUCUUCCCUCUCUUGCUCGCCACCACUGGUACAGGGUACCUAAUCCCAAGCCCGCCGGGAAGGUACAACGUUACGAUAACGACUGGAGCUAUCGUCGACAACAAUCGCGACAGCCGGACGUUUAUGCUUUCCGUCUUCCAACCCGCAACGUGCACAUCCACAGUGCCUGUCGUAUACAUGCCCAACAGAACCGCCGCAUACGAGGGAACGUUAGCUAAGAGGAAUUACAACAUCUCUUACGACCUCACGCCCCUCUUCGCCACGGCUCGCCAACCAGUGUGCCCAAAGAAUUACUCGCCCCGAGACGACGCCCCUGUCCUCCUCCUGUCUCCUGGCUACAGAGGUAGUCGUCUCUAUUAUAAUUUUCUUGCCUCCGCUAUCGCCAGUGAGGGCAUCACAGUGAUUACUAUGGACCACCCUGGAGAGACCAGUUGUAUAACUUAUCCUAAUGGUACUGCUGUCUACGUCGACCUCCCAAAUCCCACGAACAUUGAUGACGAGACUCCAUACGCAUACGUCCGCGCCGCCGAUGCAUCUUUUAUCAUAGAUCAACUAAGCAAUGCGACCGCCAUGGCCAAACUUGUUCCUCGAAAGGUCCCAACCGACCGCAUAGUCAUGGCUGGUCACUCCAUAGGCGGUGCCUCAGCUAUGCUCGCCGCUAGCCAGGACUCUCGUAUUCGCGGUGUCAUUAACUGGGACGGCCCGUUCUUUGGCUCUUUGCCCUCAUCAGGACUAUCUCAGCCAUUACUCUACGUAGGCACGAGGCGCUCGGAACCUAGAUUUACAGCAAUUUGGCCAAAGCUCAACGGUCCAAAGCUGUGGGUCGAGAUUGCAAAUCUGACGCACGAGGGCAUGACGGAUCUACCUACGCUAUUCCAGGCGGUCAAAGAGAAUAACACUGAGAUGCUCGCGCAGCUGCUGGGUACGAUUGCGCCAGAACAGUCAGUUGGCAUUCUGGCAGCAUAUGCGCUUGAAUGGAUGAAGUACACUUUCGCAGGCAUAAUGGGAGAGCCGUUACUAGAGGAUCACGGAUGCAAUCAAUUUCCAGAAGUCUCCAUUGUAAGGAAAGGCAACUUCUACGAGUGGACCGGCUAG